Messenger RNA from Danio aesculapii, 4203 nucleotides. Its product is annotated as GTPase IMAP family member 9-like. Bases 242 to 1573 code for a protein of 443 amino acids. The transcript has 4 exons. The record is from RefSeq and is a predicted model, not a curated record. Gene Ontology annotation, molecular function: GTP binding. NCBI's taxonomy places the organism in Eukaryota, Metazoa, Chordata, Actinopteri, Cypriniformes, Danionidae.
GUAUUACAGUACGGAUAGAAAACACCUCAGCUCCACGGUUUUGUGUCAUUUUCAUUUGGGUGACUAAAUCUUGCUGAAAGUGUCAGUUGAAGAAGCAAAAUGAACAUGGUGUAUCAGGAUUUGCAUCCACAAGUGAAGAGAAAAGUCCACAGGAGAAAGGAGACAUCCAUGGAAGAAGGCGAAUGGGGAAGAAAGUGAGGUGAACCAUCGGACUUUCAUUCCAGCCGAUGAACGACUGAAAAUGAGCUUUGAGAACACGGCACAGAGGACAGAUGGAGAUGAAUCUUCUGUCAAACACCGGCUGCUGCUGCUGAUUGGGAAAACCGGGUCUGGGAAAAGCAUCACAGGAAACAUGAUCUUCAAUGCUUCAGUGUUUGAGUCCAGGAAAAGCUCUUCAUCAGUGACGAGAGUCAGUCAAACACACACUGGAUCUGUGAAUAACCGCAGAGUAACAGUGGUCGAUACUCCAGACUUCAGAUUCUCCACACACACUGACUUUGACUCAGACUUUGAGCUGAAGACCACUCUUCGGUCAUGUGCACCAGGAGCUCAUGUUAUUCUGCUCUUUCUGCCUUUAAGCACCUUCACUGAGCAGGAGCAGGAGUUCAUCCACUGGUUUGAGCAGAAGUUUGGUGCAGAAGCUCUCAGAUUUACUCUGGUGCUCUUCACUCACGCAGAUAAACCACACAUGAGGACACUAGGAGAACUGAUCAGGGGAAACACCCAAUUAUCUGAUUUCAUUAAUCGGUAUGGUCACAGAUAUCAUGAGUUCAACAUUAAAGCUCCAGCAAACAGUCGACAGGUGACUGAACUGAUGGAGAAAGUAGAGAGACUGGUAUCUGAGAACUCACACUCCUGCUAUACACUGGAGAUGAUGGAGGAGGAGGAGAAGAGGAGAGAAGAGGAGAAGAGGAGAGAGGAGGAGGAGAAGAGGAGAGAGGAGGAGGAGAAAGAGAGAGAACAUCAGAUUGCAUUAGAGAGAGUCAGACGAGAGACAGAGAUACAGGUCAGGAGAGAAUAUGAGGAGGAAAAACAGAGGAGAGAAGAGGAGAAUAGAGAGAGAGAAGAGCAGAUGGCAUUAGAGAAAACCAAAAGAGAGACAGAUUCUUAUGAUGAGCAGGUCAAAUUAGUAAAAAUAUCUAGGAAAAAUCAAUAUGCUUUUCGAGGUACAACAGCUGCUGCUGUUGUAGGUAGUCUUGUUGGAGGUGCUGCUGCUGCUUUUGCAGUUGUUGCUUUUGCAGGUGUUGCUUUUGGAGGUGCUGCUUUUUCAGGUGUUGCUCUUACAGGUGCUGCUGUAGGUGCUUUUCUUGAAUUUGCACUUAGAAGUGUUGGAAGCAUGCUCAGAGCUGAUGAUAGAGAUGUUGUUGAAGCUGGUGAUGGAGGUGUUGUUAAAGCUGGUGAUGGAGGUGUUGUUGGAGCUGGUGAUGGAGGUGUUGUUGGAGCUGGUGAUGGAGGUGUUGUUGGAGCUGGUUAUGGAGUUGUUGUUGGAGCUGAUGAUGGAGGUGUUGUUGGAGCUGAUGAUGGAGGUGUUGUUGGAGCUGGUGAUCAAGGAAUAAGUAUUGAAGCUGUUUAAGGUGAUGCUGCUGAUGGAAAUUGAAGAGACUCAGAACAAUAAGCUUUCAUGAGGCCACGAAAUCUUAGAGGUAGCACUGGUUGAGAACAUCAGUUUUUAAUCAGCAACAUUAACGUUUCAUAAUUUUUUAGGGGGGAAAGAGAGAUUAGAUAGACUGGUAGGUAGACAGAGCCAACUUCCUGUUUUGUAGCAAUUGUACACUUUUAUUUCCAUGUGAACAAGCAUUUUAGAAUCGACCAUGAAAAGGUGAAAUGUGGUUACAAAGUAGAAUAGUACACACCAACCUUAAAUAAAAAGUCUUGGUUUGUCAAAUAAAUUUUGUCAUGUGUGAUGUAAUGUUUGCUACAUGAAUAAAUUACAGUGUUUCUCUUUAUUGGUUUGGCUCAUUUCUUGAAACAAAAAUUACAUUCUCAAAAUUCUAAGACCAUUUGGCAAAACAGUGUUACAGUUUAACACAACACUAUAGCCCACUUGCAAAAGCUCAUACCUUUCCCAAAACAGUUCACUCGUGUCAAAACUAAAUUUCCUUCUCAUUUAAACAAUCAGUGCCCCCAAAAUUCUUCGUCCCUUUAGCAUUGUGUAAGCACUGCAAGUCAAAAUGUUUAUAUGUUUUGUCAUUAUGGCAAAGGACCACUAAAAUAUACCUCAUGUCCACCUUACAGUCUUAGACCAGUCCUUCAUUGACAAAGGUUACUGUACUCUUUUUGUCUAGCUAACAGAAUACAAUUGUGUAUAAAACUGAAAAAAAUAAAUUGGAUUUUAGGGUAAGAGUAGCCUCCAAGGUUUGACGUCCUACAUUGCACUCAUACUGCCAAGGAAAUUUUAACUCCUUUUUUAUUGUAAUGAUCAACCACACACAAAGGAACUUCCAUAUAUCAGUGCAAAAAGCUAUAAAAAUAAUAAAUUAAAAAAAUAGCUUUAAUAAAUUGUAAUCAAAUGUUUCAAGGAUUGACCUAUUGUAUGGUAUUCAUGGUAUUAUGGUCUUGACUAAUUUUGACAAUUUAACAGACUAUUGUGCAUGUGAUGACUUAUACAAUGAAAUGAUGCUGACACAUUUUGGAGAGAACAACCAUUAGACUAAGAAUUAACAAUCAGUUUAGAUCAACAAGAUCUAUUUACUUGGAAAUUGGGCUAAAUGUCGGCUACCUGUACUUAAUCAUUUGCAAAGAUGUACUUAGACAUUAGCAAUUUGAUGAAAUGAAUGAGAAAAUCAAUGCUGUUGUGAACAAUUGCCAAGUGGUUUGGAGGUUUGUCUAUGCUGUUUUGAGAAUGUAAUUUCUGUUUCAAGAAAUGAGCCAAAUCAAUUGAGAAAAACUGUAAUGCAAUUAUUACAGAACAAAUAUAUACACAUUUAAAAAUGUUUAUGAUAUAUGAUGUGAUUCAUUUAAAAGUUAAUAAAAUGCAAAGCCAGAAGAUCAGCAUACAUCACUAUAAGGCAUUUAAGUAAAAACUGGUGUUAAUUAGUGUUUUUUCAGUGGAAUAUUAUGCAAUUGGUUUGGUUUUUAAUUAGAUGUAUAUAUUGUUUAAUUAAUUGUAUGUGUGUGUGUGUGUGUGUGUGUGUGUGUGUGUGUGUGUGUGUGUGUGUGUGUGUGUGUGUAUAUAUUAGGGCUGUCAAAAUUAGUGCGUUUCAGUUUUUCUUGAUUGCUUUGAUCUGGUUAAAGAAACUAGGAUCUCCGCCAUUUUCCUCAUCACAAUCCCAGCAGAGAAGAGGACAUGUCUUGCAAAUGUGUAAACUCUUUCUCAUUGGAUAGACAAAAUUUCCCCAAUGUUUUUCAAAACUGUUAACACGGAUGUCAUUCAAGCAGUCCAAACUCCAUUGUUUUACCUAUGGUAACCAAACAGAAACCAUCUAUUCCUAACUAUUAGAAACUACCAAGAUCAGAAUGAAUUCACUGAAGCACCGGUUUGACACUCCUUCAUACAAAUCUUCAAUUAGCAAUCAGUCUGCAAACAUUAUAAAUGGUGGAAAGUCUGUGUUUUGUGCCAGCAUUGAUGGAGGAGGUCAAUAGUCGCCAUGUCCUAUUUACAGUCCAAUAGAUUUGACUGUAUAUUUGUUUACAUGUGUUUUCUCUAAUAUUUACAGUAUUUUAUUACUUUUAUCUGUUUUUUUACAGUAUUUCAGUUUUCAGCCACAGUUUGAAAAAUGUCCUGAAUUCAAUAUAAAUUUAAUCAAAGCAUUUCUUAUUCUGGAUCCAAUUCUUUGCAAAAAGACAAAUUUGCCCAAAUAAAAAGACAUCAAACGGCAUGGGCAAUAGGCUACAAUGGCAAGCAAUGGUGCACUGAUUCACACUGAGUUCUGUAUUUUGCUGUCCAUUGUGUAAUGAUUAAUUGAAAGAGCUCAUAUACUUGUUUGCAAGUUGUGUUGUUUAAAAGUAAAACUAGCUUUUGUUGCAUAUUUUAAAUGUUUUGACACGGUAUGUGCGUUUUGCAAGCAAAAUGUGUCAUUUUGACGAUGAGUGCCACUGUUUAGGUCUGUGUGUUAACGGUUUUGAAAAUGAGGAGUUUCAGUUGACAACUGCAUCAAAGCAAUCAAAAAAAACUGUAACACAUGCCAGUGGCGUUGCGAGGGGGGACUUUGGGGGCUUAAGCCCCUGAUGUAUUGUAAAAAGCCCCUGAUCUUUUGGAAUAUG